Messenger RNA from Ostreococcus lucimarinus CCE9901, 1548 nucleotides. Its product is annotated as CPA2 family transporter: potassium ion efflux. Gene Ontology annotation, molecular function: antiporter activity. Gene Ontology annotation, biological process: proton transmembrane transport. The record is from RefSeq and is a predicted model, not a curated record. Lineage: Eukaryota; Viridiplantae; Chlorophyta; Mamiellophyceae; Mamiellales; Bathycoccaceae. The coding region runs from base 1 to 1548 and encodes 515 amino acids. The transcript has a single exon. Gene Ontology annotation, cellular component: membrane; chloroplast.
AUGGGAUUGCUGAACGGUGAACGGCAGGAGACGGCGCUGCCGACGGGGGAGGUGGUGAGGGCGCUGGAGGAUCCGGUGUAUUUCGUGGAGAACAUCGCGAACACGAUAUCGAGGGAGGCGGAGGCGGGGGCGAUCAUCGACGACCAGGAGUGGACCAAGGUGCUGAAAUCCGUCGACGUCGACAUCGGGUUGUUGCUCGCGUCUGUGGUGCUCAUCGUGCCGCUGUUCAAUCGCUUGAAGGUGAGCCCGGUUUUAGGGUUUUUGGGGAUCGGUUUGGUGCUCAAUCGCGCGGGAUUGUUCAUCGAGAAUCAAGAGGUGGAUCAGUUUUGCGAGCUCGGGAUUCAGUUUUUGCUGUUUGAGAUGGGUUUGGAGUUGUCGUCGAAGAAAUUGAGCGGUUUGGCCAAGUACGCGUUCGGUCUCGGGCUCACGCAAGUGCUGUUCGUGAACUUGGCUUUCGCUUCCGCGCUCUUACCCGCGGGUGAGGCGCUCGGGACGAAGGUUUUGGAGUUUAUCCAGCCCGGAAACGACGAAAUGUUGCAAGUGAGCUCGGUUUUGGAAGCCGUCGUCAUCGGUUUCGCGCUGUCGCUCUCGUCCUCGGCGUUCGGUUUGCAGCUCCUGGCCGAUCGUAAGAUGUUGACCACGAAAUUCGGCACCGCGAGCCUGGGAGUGCUGCUGUUCCAGGAUUUGGCGGUCGUGCCGUUCAUCAUCUUGUUGCCGGUGUUGCAGUCGUUCAAGAGCGGCGGCGCCGACGGCGGCGUCGACGUUCCCAUCCUCGCCGCGGGUGGUGCGACGUCUUUCCUCGAUCUCGGGGUCUUAGCGUUCGGUGGUCGACAACUCACUCUGCUCGGCUUCCGCGCCAUCUGCAGAGAAAAUUGUACGAACGACGUCUUCGUCGCCAUGUCGCUGUUGGUGCUCUUUGGAUUUAGCUUCGCCACGAGCGCGAUUGGAUUUUCCGAUUCUUUGGGCGCGUUUCUCGCGGGGAUCAUCCUCGCCGAUACGCCGUACUCGCACACAAUCAUUCGCGAGCUUCAAGCGUUCAAAGGUUUAUUCUUAUCUUUGUUCUUUGUCACCAUCGGUACCACGAUUGACUUUCCGCUAUUCCUCGACCUUUGGCCGAUCGCGCUCGCCAUGACGCUUACGCUGAUGGCGAGCAAGACGGCCGUCAUCACCGCUCUCGGUCCAGCGGUCGGUUUAACCUGGCGCGAAGCACUCGUCGCGGGGGCUUUUCUGUGUCAAGGCGGCGAAUUCGCUUUCGUGAUUUUCGGUCAAGCCACCUCUGGGUCGACGGGUUCGCUCUUCCCGAUGGGAUUGGACGAGCUUUUGGUCAUCGUCGUCAUCUUGUCCAUGGCGCUCACGCCGUUGGCCGUCGACGCGGCGUUGGCCAUCGCAGGUGCAGAUUUUAUGACGCCUGAGGCGACGGAGGACGAAGACGCGAUCGACGUCGCGAUUCAAGUCGAGGGGAACAUGGAAGCGCUCGACAUUGCGCGCAUGGGGAGCGAUCGCAUGGGCCAGUCGGUGGACGAGAGCGCGGACGGGGACAAGGUUUAA